GCACAGGAAGUUGCGUUCCCCUUCAGGUCCAAGAAAAAAAAAAAUGUCUGCUCCGGACGUGGAGGAUUUUAUUCAACAGAACCGUGUUCUGGCCAAGCAGGUAGAGACGUACCGGGGUUACUGGGAGAGCGAAAAACACUGGGAGGCCCGGAGGGAGUUUAUCCUGAGGAACAUGGACGAUUUUAAGGAGGAGCAGCUGGACCAUCUGCUGUCUCUGUCCAUGGUGUGGGCCAACAACGUCUUCAUGGGAUGUCGCUACAGCACAGAGCUUCUGGAUAAAGUGAAGGAAAUGGCCGAGGGCAUCGUUGUAAAGGACGCACCAGUUUUCAAGACCAGGGAUGAAAUUAUUAAAAACCAGCAGGGCCGAUGACUGGAGCAGACGCCCAGGAUGUGCUCAACAUUGACCAGCAUUUUAAGGAUUUUAGAGAAAUUGAUCCUUUUAAUUGAACUGAUUAACAAACCUUUUUUUUUUUUUUUUUGUGGGAGCAUCUCAUCGCAUUCUUGAUUUUUACCUGUGAUUUUUCAGUUUGAGUGCAGUCACAUUUUAUGAAUGCAUUUGUACAUUUUUAGCAAUCCCGGCAUGUUUUAACCUGUUUUUUAAUGUGUUUUCUAGAAGAUUAAAAUAACUUUUUUUCAAAC
This is a messenger RNA of Cyprinodon tularosa, 639 nucleotides long. RefSeq names its product CDKN2A interacting protein N-terminal like (gene xtbd1). NCBI's taxonomy places the organism in Eukaryota, Metazoa, Chordata, Actinopteri, Cyprinodontiformes, Cyprinodontidae. Bases 44 to 370 code for a protein of 108 amino acids. The transcript is spliced from 3 exons. The record is from RefSeq and is a predicted model, not a curated record.